UAUUCUUCUCUAAGCAGCUAGCUAACACCACUUCUCUCUCUCCCUCUAGUUUUUCUCUCUUCAAAUGGGAAACUCAUUGAAGACUCCAUGCUUUCAACUCAACACCAAUUCAUCAUCAUCAUCAAAAUCCGUGAAGCUCAUAUUUUGGGAAGGAACAUCAAGAUCCCUAAAGGGAAAACACAUAGCCGGUGAGAUCAUGUUUGAGUUUCCUGAAAUGAUGGUGUGCCAUGCAGACUCUUUCUUCAUUGGACAACCAAUUCCUGUUCUAUCAAUUGAUGAUAAACUCAUGCCUGGCCAAACCUACUUUAUUCUCCCCAUUGAUCUCUUUGCAUGCAACAACCUCACCGUGGCUUCCAUUUCUUCCCUUGGAUCUUGCCCUAACAAGUCCCCUAUCAAGUUUGGUGCAUGCCCUUUCGAGUACUUGAAGGGCUCUGAUGGAAGGGUUGCUAUUAAGGUCAUGCCAGAGUUCAUCACUAGGCUCAUAACUGGUGGAGAUCAGAAAGAGAAUAAUAAUAAUAUUGUUGGAACCCCUGGUAGCCCCUCUAGUUUUCUGUGUAGUACUCCUGAGUUGCAAAAGCACUAUGAACAGCUUGUGAAGUCUAAGGAUCAGGUGUGGUCUCCUAAGCUUGAAACCAUUUCGGAAUACAAGAUUAGGUUUUCACCAUGCAGAUUCAUAGGAUUAGAGUGGAAAGAAAAAGAAAAGCCCGUGGAAAUGUUUACUAGGUAGUUCAAUUUUCUUAAUUAAUUAGAAGUACUCCACACAUACAUAACAUCAAUUUGUACACUGAUAUAUACAUUAAUUAUAUUUCUUUCUGGCCUUUCAGGAUAAUUAGCCACUCGUUUUGAUUUUGCCUGGUUGUUAAUUUAUAAUUUUGUGAAAUGAUAUUACGGAAAUUAAUUGUUUCAA
Messenger RNA from Glycine soja, 907 nucleotides. RefSeq lists its product as uncharacterized. Lineage: Eukaryota; Viridiplantae; Streptophyta; Magnoliopsida; Fabales; Fabaceae. Bases 65 to 727 code for a protein of 220 amino acids. The transcript has a single exon. The record is from RefSeq and is a predicted model, not a curated record.